AUGUGGAAAAGGCAGAGCGGAGGUGGAAUGUGGAAGAGGCAGAGCGGAGUUGGAAUGUGGAAGAGGCAAAGCGGAGGAGGAAUGUGGAAGAGGCAGAGCGGAGGUGAAAUGUGGAAAAGGCAGAGCGGAGGUGGAAUGUGGAAGAGGCAGAGCGGAGUUGGAAUGUGGAAGAGGCAAAGCGGAGGAGGAAUGUGGAAGAGGCAGAGCGGAGGUGAAAUGUGGAAAAGGCAGAGCGGAGGUGGAAUGUGGAAGAGGCAGAGCGUAGGUGGAAUGUGGAAGAGGCAGAGCGGAGGUGGAAUAUUGAAGAAACUGGGGAGGUUGAAUGUGGAAGAGACACAGGGAAGGUGGAAUGUGAAAGAGGUAGUGUGGAAUGGGGAAUAG
This is a messenger RNA of Penaeus chinensis, 381 nucleotides long. RefSeq names its product heterogeneous nuclear ribonucleoprotein 87F-like. The record is from RefSeq and is a predicted model, not a curated record. The transcript has a single exon. The coding region runs from base 1 to 381 and encodes 126 amino acids. NCBI's taxonomy places the organism in Eukaryota, Metazoa, Arthropoda, Malacostraca, Decapoda, Penaeidae.